Messenger RNA from Penicillium digitatum Pd1, 102 nucleotides. Lineage: Eukaryota; Fungi; Ascomycota; Eurotiomycetes; Eurotiales; Aspergillaceae. The record is from RefSeq and is a predicted model, not a curated record.
AUGCUGCUAAAGCAACUGCAAAAGGGGCUACCUUCCAACGAACCAGGUCCUCGGCAUAUUGGCGCUAUCGGCAGAGUCAUUCAAUGCCUAUACAAGCCCUGA